CAUGGCAUGCAUUCAACACGGCCAUCGAGUUGGAGUUUCCUUUUAUGAUCCCAGUAUCCGCCAACUUCAUGUGCUUGAAGUUUGGGAAGGUAGUAGCACAGAAUUUCCCUUGAUUGAUCUAGGUAUGAGUUUCAUGGUGCUUUGUUAUGAAUGGAUUCUAUUUCUUUUAGUCCUAUUGUUUUGGGACCCACCAGUGGGUAGCCCAAGUGGUAAGGGCGAACUUGUGUGCAUGAGCCCCAUGUCGCAAGUUCGAUUCCCCCUAGGAUCAAACUGCAAUUUAAGUGGGAGGCCAUGGCAAUGGGUUGCUGUGCUAGUCUCCCCGGAGGUUUAGGUUCCAUGGGUGAGUCCUAAGGGCUCUGCUGUGGGGUAUUUCGCCUGUCAUAAAAAAAAUCUUUUGGUACUAUGUUUCUUGACAAUUAAAUUAAAGAGCUUUGUUUUUGCCUCUUGCCACUCGAAUUAUUUCUAUUCAUCCAUAAAAUCUUUACGUAUUUUCUUCGGUUAAAUAUUUGUAACAAUAUACUUCAUAUGCCUUCUUUUGUUCACCUUGGCUGUAUCAAUGGUUCAGUAAAAUAUCAAGCAAAGCCACUGAUCAUUUACACAAGCACUAAAAGUGAAGAAUUCUUUUUGUGUGCUUUACAACGUAGUGAUGGAACAACUGAGGCUCCCACUGUGAAGCUUGUGAAAAGUUCAAUUUUCAGCUAUGAGCAAGCAUGGCACAGGUUGAUAUACCUUCGAGUGGCAGGAAUGGAUGAUGGAUUAAACAUCAAAGAGAGGGUUUGUUAUCUGAGUUCCAUGAUGGACAUGGGAAGUGAUGUUCAAGUUCGUGCAAGUGGGGGUCUUCUUGCGAUAUUGGAGAAUGAAAGGAUUGUGGAUACCCUGGAACAAAAGGAAUGUGGCAAUGCAUCAAUCGCAAUUGAUUCCGUGAUAGAAAUUUCAUUAAACAAUUUUCUCAAGCUCGAUGCAGCAGCUCAUGAGGCAUUACAGAUUUUCCAAAUAGACAAACAUCCUAGCCAUAUGGGCAUUGGUAGAGCAAAAGAAGGGUUCUCCGUGUUUGGCGUGAUGAAUAAGGUUUGCAGAAGUUCUUUGGAUUAUAAUCUUGUGUUAUCUUUGCAUAUUGAACUGAUUCCUUUGUUCUCAAUACAGUGCGUAACACCAAUGGGUAGACGCCUCUUGAGAAGCUGGUUCCUGAGGCCUAUACUAGACAUUGAAAAUUUAAACAGGCGGCUCAAUGCGAUAUCUUUCUUUCUUUUCUCUGAAGAUCUGAUGGCUUCUUUACGUGAAACUCUGAAGUCUGUAAAGGACAUUCCCCACAUACUCAAGAAAUUCAACUCCCCAAGCUCUAAAUGCACAUGCAGCGACUGGAUAGCUUUUCUAAAGAGUGUUUGCUCACUAUUGCAUGUGAGCAAGAUAUUUGAAGUGGGGAUUUCUGAAAGUCUUAGAGAGCAUGUGAAGCAUUUCAACUUGGACAUUGUUGAGGAGGCUGCUUCAUACAUUCCAACAGAGCUAGCUUACAUCUAUGAAUUGGUAAUUGGUGUUCUUGAUGUCAAUAGAGGUAAAGAAAAGGGUUAUGAAACCAUCGUGAAAGAGUGUUUUUGUGAUGAGUUGGAUGAGCUGAGGCAAAUAUACGAGGAACUACCAGAAUUUCUGGAGGAGUUGUCUUCAUUGGAGCGGGCACAACUUCCUCAUCUAUGUAAAGACAAGCUUGUUCCUUGUAUUGUUUAUAUACAGCAAAUAGGAUACUUGAUGUGCUUUUUUGAAGAAAACCUUGAUGAAGCCACACUGGUGGAACUACAAGAUUUUGCGUUUGCUUUCUCUGAUGUGGAUGGGGAGACAAAAAGAUUCUUUUACCGUACCCCAAAGACAAGAGAACUGGAUGACCUGCUUGGAGAUAUCUAUCAUAAAAUCCUAGAUAUGGAGAGGGCAAUUACUAGAGAUUUGGUGUCACAUAUUCUUCUAUUCUCAACCCAUUUGCUCAAGGCCAUCAAUUUUGCUGCUGAACUUGAUUGCCUUUUGUCAUUAGCACUUGUUGCUCGUCAAAACAAUUAUGUGAGGCCUACUUUGACUACAGAAAGCUUGCUCAAUAUUCAAAAUGGAAGGCAUAUUUUGCAGGAAAUGACAGUAGAUACAUUUAUUCCAAAUGACACAAAGAUACUUGAUGAUGGAAGAAUUCAAAUCAUCACUGGUCCUAAUUAUUCGGGGAAAAGUAUCUAUGUAAAGCAGGUAGCUUUAAUUGUUUUCCUUGCCCACAUUGGAAGUUUUGUUCCUGCAGAUGCUGCAACUGUGGGUUUGACUGAUAGGAUAUUCUGCGCAAUGGGAAGCAAGUUCAUGACUGCAGAACUGUCAACCUUCAUGAUUGAUCUACAUCAAGUAGGAAUGAUGCUAAGGCAUGCAACUCCACGAUCUUUGUGUCUACUGGAUGAGUUUGGUAAAGGUACUCUUACAGAAGAUGGCAUCGGGCUGCUUGGUGGAACCAUAACUCACUUUGCCACAUGUGAUGACCCCCCAAAGGUUCUGUUGUGUACUCAUUUGACUGAGAUAUUUGAUAAGAGUUGCCUACCAAAGUCUCAGUCUGAGAUGAUCAACUUUUACACCAUGAGUGUGCUGAGGCCUGACAACAAUUCUACGAAUAUUGAAGACAUUGUGUUUCUAUAUCGGCUUGUUCCCGGACAUGCACUUCUAAGCUAUGGGCUGCAUUGUGCACAACUUGCAGGUGUCCCUGGGGAAGUCAUAAUGCGAGCAGCGUUUGUAUUGGAUGCCAUCGGGAAUAAUAAGCAUGUUGAGCGAUUGUGCAAUGAGAAUAUAUCAGCUCAAGAUUGGCAAUACAAGGACGCAGCGGCCAAGAUUUUGGCGUUUGAUGUUUUCAAGGGGGACCUCAGCCUUUUCUUUCAGGAUAUAUUUCCAUCUUAAUCGUGAAGACAAUGAAGGUGUCCUCUCCUUCGAUUACAUUCUCCGAAGGAACACGAUCUGUUUUAUCGCAGGUAUAUUGGCUUGGCUUGACUCUUGUCAGGGAUUUUUUCAGGUUUUGCUUACAGAGAUACAGUAAAUCUGUAACAUCUGGGUAACAUAUUCGGACCUCAUCUGUCAAUGUGGGGCAUCUCUAUGCUAACUCUCAAGUUUCAACUACA
Juglans microcarpa x Juglans regia is the source of this 3125-nucleotide messenger RNA. Its product is annotated as DNA mismatch repair protein MSH5. Bases 526 to 2907 code for a protein of 793 amino acids. Gene Ontology annotation, biological process: mismatch repair; chiasma assembly. Gene Ontology annotation, molecular function: mismatched DNA binding; ATP-dependent DNA damage sensor activity; ATP binding. The transcript is spliced from 32 exons. Lineage: Eukaryota; Viridiplantae; Streptophyta; Magnoliopsida; Fagales; Juglandaceae. The record is from RefSeq and is a predicted model, not a curated record. Gene Ontology annotation, cellular component: nucleus.